UUUGUGCGUGUCUCCGUACGUAUCGGCCCCCCUGGUUUACCCCGCUCUCACGUACUUCCACCGUUAGCGCACUUCUGUCGAAGGUUUUUUUCAUCAGUGCCAAUAUGCAGUAACGUGCACCUUCGAUACAUGUUGAAACAGUAUGAUGGUUUGAAUAGAAACAACUGAACGCGUGUAAAAACAUUAAGCGUUUUGGAAGGUAACAUGAAGCGCGCGCGGCUAUGGAGUGCUCUGUGUUUGAUGACCGUCUGUUACCAGCUUGGCAUGUCAAGCAGAUACGGCUGUCUGUUUGAGAAGCGGCUGUGCUCCAGGGAGCAGCUCUGCUCUGACGAUGGCCUCUUUGGACAGUGCCAGGGCUCCAAGCAGGACCGGGUUCAGUAUCAGGUCUCGGUGCCUGUGCUGCAGAGACUGCAGGAGGUGCUGAAGCAGCUGAUGAUUCAGGGUCUCUCCUGGCAGGAUGACAUCACCCAGUACAUAAUCGCCAAGGAGCUGGGCCGGGUUCCCCAAACGCACACCCCUGCCCGAGCUCGGGAUAGCCCCCCGUCACAUGCCUCCCUGCCCCCAGAGAAGUCCACGGGCAGGACGUCCUACCCCAGCGGCUCCAAGUCCCGGGCCGGUGUGGAGCAGCUCAGCCCGGCUCUGGUGCAGCGUUACCUGGACUACAUGAUCCUGUCCGACCCCGCCCAGGCCUCCCUGCACAUGCAGGCACCUCUGCUGGACCCGUACACCUACCACCAGUAUGGGUACCAGGAGGAAGAGGAACGAUCCCUAAACUCUUUAGGGGGCCCCGGGUACCCCCGCCUCUCCUCGGCAUUACGGAGCGAUCGGGCUCACGCCCGGGACCAGGACCGACAGCUGCUGCAGGACCUGCUGUCCCUGUACCUCUCCUCCGCACAGCCCUCCUCUCGCCACCGGGUGGCGGCAGUGUCAGCCUCUCCCUUCUACGAGGAGCUGGACUUCCCACUGGACUACGCCGAGGACUACGUCUCCCAGGAGGAGGAGAUCGGCGGGCGACGGCAGCACAAGAAGGCCCCGCAGAACUACCGGGCCAUGAUGGGUCUGGACGAGGUGACGCUGCAGAGGAUGGCCGCGCUGCUGGAGAGGUACGGCAUCGACGUGAAGGACCUGACCCCCGAGCAGCUGGACAGCCUGAUCGCCGUCCUGCAGCUGCCGCAGAUCAGCAACCCGCAAGCCCCCCCAGGUCAUUACAAAGAUGGCACGGGCUCAAUAAAGAAGAUGAAGCUCAUGGAAGGCUCCAUGACACACAUGGGCGAAAAGGCCCCCGUGCCCCCCCCCUCCGCCGCCUCGGCCCCAAACCCCCAGACGACCCCCCCGGAGCGCCCUUCCACGACUUCGGCCCCCACCACGACCGUCGCCGUCACUGCGGGGGCCGUGGCGACGGUUCAGGGGGCGACCACGCCCGUGCGGGAGGAAGAGGCGAACACGAAGAGUUCCGGGGGCCCCAAGGCGGGGCCUAACGCCGGAGGGGCCCCGCAGAGCAGGGAGGAGUACGGCUACAUCGUCACCAAUCAGAGUCCGCUCAGCCUGUUUGACGGGGUGCGCUUGCUGGAGACCCUGGCUGAGAGAAUCCAUCUCACCACCAGCACCUUCAUCAACAUCAGCGUGGUGGGUCCCGCCCUGACGUUCAGAAUCCGGCAGAACAGCCAGAACCUGAGCGCGGACGACGUGGCUGAGAAGGCCGUGGCUGAGAAGGUCUUUCUGGAGUCGGAAACAGGCCUGAAAAUACUCCAGACUGGAGUCGGAGAGAGGAGCGACGGGCGAGGGUUGCCCCAGGCGACGCGGGUGCGGGACGGCUCCCGCUGGGUGUUCCUCACCCUGGUGGGCGUGGCGUGCGUGGGCGGGAUCCUGGUGGCGGCGCUGACCAUCGCCUGCCUCCGACACCACGCCCGUCAGCUGGCCUCGGGCAAGCUGGGCCUGGGCCCCGAGGGGGGAAGCGACACGCACUAUGACUACCAGGAAUUGUGUCGUCAGCACAUGGCGGCCAAGUUCGGUCGACAGGAGGCGGGAGGCGGGGCAGGGGGAGGCGGAGGGGGCGGGGGCGGGGGGGGCACGGACACCUCCAGGGUGAGCAGCGUGUCGUCCCAGUUCAGCGACGCCCCCCAGCCCAGCCCCAGCUCGCACAGCAGCACCCCCUCCUGGUGUGAGGAGCCGGCACAGUCCAACAUGGACAUCUCCACCGGUCACAUGAUCCUGGCCUACAUGGAGGACCACCUGAAGAACAAGGACCGCCUCCUCAGGGAGUGGGAGGCCCUGUGCUCCUACCAGGCCGAGCCCAGCGCCGUGUCCGUGGCCCAGAGCGAGACCAACCUCAAGAAGAACCGCAACCCCGACUUCGUACCCUACGACCACUCGCGAGUGAAGCUGAAGGCGGAGGUCAACCCCUCCCGCGCGGACUACAUAAACGCCAGCACCAUCAUUGAGCACGAUCCCCGAAUGCCCGCCUACAUCGCCACCCAGGGACCCCUCUCACACACCAUCGCCGACUUCUGGCAGAUGGUGUGGGAGAACGGCUGCACGGUAAUCGUGAUGAUGACGGCGCUGGUGGAGGACGGGGAGAAGCAGUGCGACCGCUAUUGGCCGGAUGAGGGCUCCUCCCUCUACCACAUCUACGAGGUGAACCUGGUCUCCGAGCACAUCUGGUGUAAUGACUUCCUGGUGCGGAGCUUCUACCUGAAGAACGUGCAGACGCAGGAGACGCGCACGCUGACGCAGUUCCACUUCCUGAGCUGGCCUGCCCAGGGAAUCCCCACCUCCACUCGCCCCCUGCUGGACUUCCGCAGGAAGGUAAACAAGUGCUACAGAGGCCGGUCCUGCCCAAUAAUCGUGCACUGCAGCGAUGGAACAGGCAGAACGGGCACCUAUAUCCUGAUUGACAUGGUCCUGAACCGCAUGGCCAAAGGUUGCGUUUCAGGAGUGAAGGAAAUCGACAUCGCUGCAACCCUCGAACAUAUCCGUGACCAGAGACCAGGCAUGGUGCGCACCAAGGACCAGUUUGAGUUCGCCCUGACGGCCGUGGCGGAGGAGGUCAACGCCAUCCUGAAAGCGCUGCCCCAAUAAGCUCCGCCCACUCCGUGCCGACCCCCUGCCCUCCCUCACGCCCCCGCCUCCCCCCCCCC
Molecule: messenger RNA, 3137 nt
Organism: Anguilla anguilla (European eel)
Lineage: Eukaryota; Metazoa; Chordata; Actinopteri; Anguilliformes; Anguillidae
Product: receptor-type tyrosine-protein phosphatase-like N
Exons: 23
Coding region: 205-3078 (957 amino acids)
Biological process (GO): protein dephosphorylation
Cellular component (GO): secretory granule
Molecular function (GO): protein tyrosine phosphatase activity
Source: RefSeq, a predicted model, not a curated record